Amaranthus tricolor (Joseph's coat) is the source of this 1365-nucleotide messenger RNA. RefSeq lists its product as uncharacterized. Gene Ontology annotation, cellular component: membrane. Bases 108 to 1001 code for a protein of 297 amino acids. Lineage: Eukaryota; Viridiplantae; Streptophyta; Magnoliopsida; Caryophyllales; Amaranthaceae. Gene Ontology annotation, molecular function: oxidoreductase activity, acting on the CH-CH group of donors. The record is from RefSeq and is a predicted model, not a curated record. Gene Ontology annotation, biological process: lipid metabolic process. The transcript has 10 exons.
UGAGAAGUGAAAUGUUGAAAUCCUAUGCACAAAUAUAGUUGAGACUUGAGAGAAAAAAUGUAGUUCUCCUGGGCAUUGGGCAACAACAAUUACCAAUUGCCAAUGCCAUGGCAAAAGCACUAGACUCCCAUUUCUUAGCUCUCACUUCCAUUGUCACUGUGUGUUAUCAGUUCAUUUUCUUUGUUGUCACUGCUCUUCUCAAGUUUGAUAAAGUCACUGACUUUGCUGGGAGCACAAAUUUUAUCAUACUUUCUGUAUUGACUCUAGUCAUCAAAGGUUCAUGGCACUUUAGACAGGUAGUUUUGAGUUUGCUCGUGCUAGUAUGGGGUCUACGUUUGGGGCUGUUUCUUCUAAUGAGAAUUUUUCAAUGGGGAGAGGACCGUCGAUUUGAUAAGAUGCGUAAUAAUUUGGGGAAACUGGUCGUAUUCUGGAUCUUUCAGGCUAUGUGGGUAUGGACUGUGAGCUUACCGGUGACAAUCGUCAAUGCUAGUGGCAAGAAUCCAUCGAUUCAAGCACUAGAUAUAAUUGGAUGGAUUAUGUGGUCCAUAGGGUUUUCUCUUGAAGCUACAGCUGAUCAGCAGAAACUUUCAUUCAAAAAUUUACCACGUAAUAGAGGCAAAUGGUGUAAUGUUGGAGUUUGGAAGUUCUCCCGUCAUCCAAACUACUUCGGAGAGAUUUUUCUUUGGUGCGGAAUUUUUCUCAGCUCAAUACCAGUUCUUGAAGGUGCUGAGUGGCUUGUUAUCGUUGGGCCAGUGUUCCUAACACUGCUGCUCUUUUUUCUCAGUGGAAUACCAUUGCUCGAGGAUUCUGCAGAUAAGAAAUUUGGCAAUGUGGCUGAGUACAGGCUAUAUAAGAAAGUUACAAGCCCUCUCUUUCCUUUGCCACCGGAAGUAUAUGGAAAUCUGCCUUUGUGGUUCAAGAAGAUUUUCCUCUUCGAGUUUCCACUCUACAAUCGAAAUCUUCCCCGAGAAAGCUUUUUGGUGUUUAAGCUCUCAACCUAAAGAUCUAAGCUGGGAGUAUGCUUCACAGAAGGUGCGUAUCAUGAUUGAUUAAGGGCAGUAAAGUCAGAAGCUUCAAACAGAAGAAUCAAGCUAUCUAACCAGAAGACUCAGCACAUGUCCUUCCUUCUGAAAGAUCUUCUUAUAGGAGCUUAUCGUUUAGGAUCCUUUUCCUAGUCAACUUCUUGUAUGGGUUUAUAUUUUUUCUGUCCUGUGUCUGAAGGAUGCAAGUAGUAGGGUGAUCUAGCAUUUAUUGUUGGAUCAAGACUGGUAGAAUUAUUCUGGGUAUUGCUUUGGUUCACCAUAUCAGCAACUUGAAAAAUUCAGCAAUCAAGAAAUGCAAGAGACACAAAAAUUUGCACAGAAA